GCGCCGCCCAGCCCCCCGCCCCUUCCCGCCAGAGGCCGGAGAGCGGGUCGAGCUCCUGCCCGGGGCCGCGGUCGUCGGGGCGCGCGGAGAUUGACUGACGGGUGUUGGCUACAAAUCGUCUUACAAAGACAACUGAAGAUGCAGUGACCUGGCAGACAGGUUUCUUUUAACGCCAUCACAAAAGCCCCACAUCUGGAUUUAUACGACAAGUGGAAAACCAUGAUCUGAAGAAGAGACAAACUUUUUUUGUUCUUGUUUUGUAAUUUUUUGUUUUUAAAAAGAGGUGUUUUUUUUUUUUUUUGGAUUGCAGCAUUUUGAAAAACAGAGUUUUUCAUUUUAAGUUUUGGAAACUUAGACAAUUAAGCCACCCCAUACCGUGAGGAUCUCCGGAAAACAUGGGGAGAAAAAAGAUCCAGAUCCAGAGGAUUACGGACGAGAGGAACCGGCAGGUGACGUUCACUAAGCGGAAGUUUGGGCUGAUGAAGAAAGCCUACGAGCUGAGUGUCCUCUGUGACUGUGAGAUUGCGCUCAUCAUCUUCAACCACUCGAACAAGCUGUUCCAGUAUGCCAGCACUGACAUGGACAAAGUGCUGCUCAAGUACACGGAGUACAAUGAACCUCACGAGAGCCGGACCAACGCAGACAUUAUUGAGACAUUAAGAAAGAAAGGUUUUAACGGUUGUGACAGUCCGGAACCUGACGGGGAUGACUCCAUCGACCGGAGCCCGCUCAUGGAGGAUAAAUACCGCAAAGCCAGUGAGGAUCUCGACAUCCUGUUCAAGCGCUACGGUGCGCUGAACAAGAAGCAUAGAGAGUGUGAGAGCCCUGACGGGGACGACGUGUUUACGUUGACGCCUCAGACGGAAGAGAAAUAUAAAAAGAUUGAUGAGGAGUUUGAUAAAAUGAUGCAGACUUACAGGCUCGCAUCUGCAGUUCCGGCUCCCAAUUUUGCCAUGCCCGUUACGGUUCCAGUGACCAACCAGAACACGCUGCAGUUUAGCAAUCCGGGAGGCUCCUUAGUGACUCAGUCUCUCGUGACCUCCUCCUUGACUGACCCACGGCUCCUGUCGCCACAGCAACCAGCCCUCCAGCGGAACACAGUUUCUCCAGGCCUCCCGCAAAGACCAGCCAGUGCAGGGGCAAUGCUUGGCGGAGACCUCAACAACACGAAUGGUGCCUGCCCAAGCCCUGUUGGGAAUGGAUAUGUCAGUGCCAGAGCGUCCCCAAGUCUCCUCCCUGUCUCCAACGGCAAUAGCCUCGGCAAGGUCAUCCCAGCAAAAUCGCCGCCGCCGACCUCCCACAGCACCCAGCUGGCCAACAACAACCGCAAACCAGACCUGCGCGUCAUCACCUCGCAGAGCGGGAAGGGACUCAUGCACCAUUUGAACACACAGAGGCUUGUUGUCUCUCAAGCGAGUCAUUCUCUGACUACCCCGGUUGUUUCCGUGACUACUCCAAGCCUCCUGACCCAGGGGUUGCCCUUCUCAGCCAUGCCCACAGCGUACAACACAGACUACCAGUUGACCAGCGCAGAUCUUUCAUCCCUACCAGCAUUCAGUUCACCCACUGGUUUGUCUCUGGGCAACAUCUCUGCUUGGCAGCAGCAGCAACAGCAGCAGCAGCAGCAGCAGCAGCAGCAUCUGGUUCCCGUAUCACUAAGUAACUUAAUACAAGGCAGCCACCUUUCCCACGCCACCACCUUGACCGUCAACACCAAUCCCAACAUCAGCAUCAAGUCGGAGCCCGUUUCUCCCAACCGGGAGCGCAGCACUGCCACGCCACUCUCCUCCUUCCCUCACCAAGGCCGGCACGAGCCCACGGGAUGCUCCCCCGUUGACAGCCUCAGCAGCAAUGCCAGCUCCUACGAGGGCGCCGAGCGGGAAGACCCGUCGCGGGCUGACUUCGGCUCCUCCCUCGGCCUCCUGAGACCCGCCCCCGAGGCCGACGGGGAGAACCCGUCCGUCAAACGCAUGCGCUUGGACGCUUGGGUAACAUAACUGGCUCCCCUGGGGCCAGUGCCCCCUGCAGAGUGGCUGUUGGCUCUCCGGAGUGUGGGUCAGG
Molecule: messenger RNA, 2061 nt
Organism: Elgaria multicarinata webbii
Lineage: Eukaryota; Metazoa; Chordata; Lepidosauria; Squamata; Anguidae
Gene: MEF2D
Product: myocyte enhancer factor 2D
Exons: 12
Coding region: 396-1997 (533 amino acids)
Biological process (GO): cell differentiation; positive regulation of transcription by RNA polymerase II; heart development
Molecular function (GO): histone deacetylase binding; protein dimerization activity; RNA polymerase II cis-regulatory region sequence-specific DNA binding
Source: RefSeq, a predicted model, not a curated record